Messenger RNA from Sus scrofa (pig), 6354 nucleotides. RefSeq names its product HIC ZBTB transcriptional repressor 2 (gene HIC2). Gene Ontology annotation, molecular function: DNA-binding transcription factor activity, RNA polymerase II-specific; protein binding. Gene Ontology annotation, biological process: regulation of transcription by RNA polymerase II. NCBI's taxonomy places the organism in Eukaryota, Metazoa, Chordata, Mammalia, Artiodactyla, Suidae. The record is from RefSeq and is a predicted model, not a curated record. Gene Ontology annotation, cellular component: nucleus.
GCGGGCGCGGGCGGCGCGGCGGCGCCGAGGACGAGGCCGCGGGAGGGCUGGCCGGCCGGCGGGCAAGCGCCGCCGCCGACGCACACGAGGUGAGGUGACCAGGCAUUGAUGCACCCUCAGGGAGGCCACACGCUCAAGGAGGCCACCCCCGCUGGCUGCUGCUCACAUGGUUUCUGGGCCCCUGGCACUCCGGUGGUGCGUGUGGGCAGGGCGUGGGGACAUGGGGCCCGACAUGGAGCUGCCCAGCCACUCAAAGCAGCUCCUGCUGCAGCUGAACCAGCAGAGGACCAAGGGCUUCCUGUGUGACGUCAUCAUCAUGGUGGAGAACUCCAUCUUCCGAGCCCACAAGAACGUCCUUGCCGCCAGCAGCAUCUACUUCAAGUCCCUGGUCCUUCAUGACAACCUCAUCAACCUGGACACAGACAUGGUCAGCUCCACGGUGUUCCAGCAGAUCCUAGACUUCAUCUAUACCGGCAAGCUGCUGCCCAGCGAUCAGCCAGCUGAGCCCAACUUUAGCACGCUCCUCACCGCCGCCAGCUACCUCCAGCUGCCUGAGUUGGCAGCCCUUUGCCGCCGCAAACUCAAGAGAUCUGGCAAGCCCUUUAGCUCUGGGCGGGGUGGGGCCGGCCUGGGACGCCCACCCCGCAGCCAGCGGCUGUCCACAGCUUCCGUCAUCCAGGCCCGGUAUCCGGGGCUCAUGGAUGGGCGCAAGGGGGCACUCACCCCCCAAGAGCUCCCCCAGGCCAAAGGCUCAGAUGACGAGCUCUUCCUGGGUGGCUCCAGCCAGGAGAGUGUGCAUGGCCUGGGCCGGCCAGUGUGUCCUACUAGCGGGGAGGCUGGCCUGGGGGGCUGCAGCACCAAUGGGAGCAGUGGGGGCUGUGAGCAGGAGCUGGGCCUGGACUUGUCCAAGAAGAGCCCCCACUGCCCCCCACUACCCCUGGGCCCCCUCACCCCCGACGACCCGGCCCACCUGAGCGACAGUCAGCACGGCUCACCCCUCUCAGCCUCUGCCCCUCCUGUCUCCAAUAGUGCCUCUUAUGCCGAGCUGGGGGGUGCCCCCAGCGAGCCCAUGGAUCUGGAGGGGGCUGAGGACAACCACCUGAGCCUGCUGGAGGGGCCUGGUGGGCAGCCCCGGAAGAGCCUCCGGCACUCAGCCCGCAAAAAAGAGUGGGCCAAGAAAGAGCCGGUGGUGGCCUCCCCCUUUGAGCGGAGGGAAGUGGCACCCAAGGGCCCCUCCCCAGGGGAGGAGGCCGAGGGGCUUGGAGACAGGGUCCCCAAUGGCAUCCUGGCCAGCAACAUGGCAACAGCAGGUGGGCCCUACGUGGAGCCCCCAUACCCCUGCAAGGAGGAAGAGGAGAACGGCAAGGACGCAAGUGAGGAGAGUGGGCAGAGUGGGAGUGAGGGGGGCAGCGGCCACGCUGGUGCCCACUACCUCUACCGGCCAGAGGGCUACGAGACAGUGUCCUACGGGGACAACCUGUAUGUGUGCAUUCCCUGCGCCAAGGGCUUCCCCAGCUCCGAGCAGCUCAAUGCCCAUGUGGAGACGCACACAGAGGAGGAGCUCCUCAUCAAGGAGGAGGGCGCCGAGGAGGAAGCCGAGGACCUGUCAGCGCCCAGUGCAGCCUAUGCAGCUGAGCCCCGGCCCUUUAAGUGCUCGGUCUGCGAGAAGACCUACAAGGACCCAGCCACGCUGCGCCAGCACGAGAAGACACACUGGCUGACGCGGCCCUUCCCCUGCAACAUCUGCGGCAAGAUGUUCACGCAGCGCGGCACCAUGACACGCCACAUGCGCAGCCACCUGGGUCUGAAGCCCUUUGCCUGUGAUGAGUGCGGCAUGCGCUUCACCCGCCAGUACCGCCUGACCGAGCAUAUGCGCGUGCACUCAGGCGAGAAGCCCUAUGAGUGCCAGCUGUGCGGGGGCAAGUUCACACAGCAGCGCAACCUCAUCAGCCACCUGCGCAUGCACACCUCCCCCUCCUAGAAGCCAAAGACCUCCGGCCCCAGCGGCUUGUGGCCCCCACCCCCAGAGCUUUAAUCCAGUCUUACCGGGGGCGAGGAGGAUGGCCACUGAGCUACCUGCCUCCCCAUCCUGAUGGCAAAGGCCGAGUGGGGCUGGCGGGAGUGGGUCACCGGUCGGCAGGCCAGGUCGGAGCAGGGGGAGUGGGGCCUCCCUCCUUGUGGGAGGGGGGCGGAGGGCGCAGGGCUGCCGUGACUGGGUGUCUCUGCAGCCAGCCUGGCUCUGAGGGGAGUGGUGCCAGAGUGGGGGGGACAGUGCCCUCUCUCCUUGAGCCCAGGGGUCACCACUCAUUGGCGCUGGGACAGUCAGGGCCCCCACCGCCUACCUCUCCACAACUGAAGAGCCCUUUGGGCCUGUGUGGCUGUUAUUCCUACUGAUCUGUUCCUUUCUUCUUUUUGAAUUUUGUUUUUUAAACCAAAACCAACAAGAGUUUAUUUUCCUUCUGGCCCCUCGGGGCUGAGCCUGGGUCUGCAGACUGAAUGUACCGGGGCCCUGCCCCGCCCUGCCUGGCUACAGGCUGGGCACCCACCCUCCAGGCCCCAGAAGCCCUUCUUGGCCAAAGGCUUCCUGGGCCCCGAGCCCUGCCUCGGCUGCCUCAGGAGAGAGAGUGCUUUUCCCAUAGUUUCCGAGGAAUAUUCUUUGUUUAGAGGUACUUGUUUUUUAUUAAGAGGAAACCCCAUGUAAUGUUUAUGUGAAUGUUUGAACUGGAAGGUCUGGGGCUGGUGGGGGGCGGGGGGGGAGGCUGGACUUGGUGCCAGGGCGUCGGUACGCGUUUCCAUUUUCUCGUGUGUGUGUGUGUGUGUGUGUGUGUGUGUGUGUGUGUGUGGUGUGUGCGGUGCGUGUGGACUCAACGUUGCGUUUCCUUCUUUCCUUCCUCCCUUCCUUCCCGAUCAAGGUGGAGAGACUUCUGACCUUUUGCUACCUCUUGAAUUUUCGAGAAUAGGACGUUGGUGAUGGCAGUUGUGGUCGUGACACUUGUGUUUUCCUCCUGUCAGUGUGCACAGGAAGAUGUGCGUUCAAAUGAGUGGGCCUCCUGGGGUCCUCUCAGAAGAGGCGCCUGCAUUUCUUCCGUGCUUAUGCAGCUAGCCAUCCCCCCCCCGCCCUCCCGCCGCCGCCGCCGCCCCUGAGUGUGUGCUGAGCAGCCCUCUAAUCUGGGCCAAGUCGGGGUGCAAGUGCCCCAGCCUCCAGGGAGCCCAAGCAUUGGCUGUGGGACAAAGCCCUCAAAGCUUCCUUCUGGACCCAGAUGGGGUGGAAGUGAGCCCCUCCCAUCUUGUCACCCAGGCCUAUGAGAACUUGACCUCAGGAGGGCUGCAGUUCCUGCCUGGUCAGGGUAGAGGGGCUGACCAAAGUGGUGUGUUACCUCCUGCCCCGACAGAGAGGGCACCUCUGGGCCAUCCUGGCCCAUGGCUGCUCUGGUGAGAGUCUGGCUGCCACCCUUCGGCUCAGCCCCUAGUCCACCCUCGCCCCUCACCUUUAGUUCUCCUCCAGCCUCAGGCACCUCCAUGGGCCUAGAGCCAGGCUGCCAAGGCCAAACCAAGGUCUCGAGGUCAGCCCCAUUGUCCUCGUCCGCCUGGAGCCACAGAGCUGGACAAGCAGCUUUGUCGUUUUUGUUUUGCUUUGGCUCUUACUUCUUUUUUUUUUUUUUUUCUUUCUACUUUAAGUUCAGACCAAAAAAUUGCGGAGUCACUCCCUACCCCCACUCCUCCACCCCUGCAGAGACCACCCCCCCAGCUGAAAACAGCCUGAGUUCAGGGACCCGGAUGGUGGGUGUCGCGAAUGAGGGUACUCUGGCCACGUGGGGCCCUGCUGAUCCCUCUGGUGGUGCUCCUGGCCCAGACCAGCCCUCUUCCCUCUGGGGACUUGUCCCAGUCCCUCUGCUCCCCAGCCCCCCACUCCGUCAGCACUUAAGCCACACGACAAAAGUCUGUAUCGGGAGCUGCACACACACCCCGGGCGCGGCCCCCGGUGAAGCAGGUGGUUCAUGGCAGAGCUUCAGGGAAGGGGCCAGAAGCCCUCACUCGACCUUCGCGCGACGUAGUAUUGUACCCACCUGAGGAUUGUACCGAGCCUUCUCUGUAUUUUAACAAGAAAGCAAAACACUAGUUUCCUAUUUAAGACUUUAAGGGUUUGUGGGGUGGGCGGGGUUAACACAACACUCGGUUUUGUUUUCCUUUUCCUUUGGUUUCAAGUGGAGCGUGUGCUCGCGAGUUGUGUGUGUGGAGAUGUGUUAGAGCCUCGCCAGGAGGUUAGGCCGCUGGAGGCCGAGGGCGGCUCACAGUUCUCUGCUUUAGUCACUUAAUUCCUGAAUGUUUCGGAGAAACAGGAAACAGAAAAUAGCAGAUGUCAUGUAGGAAAGAGGAUAAACAACAAAAAGAAAAAAAAAAAAAAAGAAAAAAGAAGCUCACAUCCAAAUUCACAAAACCUAUUUUUUAAACCAAAGCACAUUUUGAAUGCGUAUGGAACCUCAAUGGGCUCAGAAAAAAGAUGCUAAUAUAUUUAUCUCAUUGUUUACAUAAACUUUUACAGUUUCAGACCUCAGCAGCUGUAAGGCCAGUUCCGUGAAUCCCAACCUUCUGCUGGAGGCCCUUCUGAGUCGGCCCUGGAAUGGCUCUCGGGCUGAGGGGCCAUUGUGGGGCCGGGGCUGGCGUGGAGGCCCCGCAUCUGCCUGAGCCUCCUCCCCAGCCCGGGCUUCUCCCAGUCCAGCUGGCACCAAAGAGCUUGGGCCUGGGCUGACCAGCCCCCAGGCCUCCUGGUCAGACCGUGGCGGUCCUGGCCAGCUGGCACAGCAGGGGUGACCGUCAGCUCUGGCCACAGGACUGGCGUCUGGGCUUGGGCCCUGGGAGGGAGGUGCGCCUCCACCCCACUGCCCUGCCCACGACCCUCAGGUGGGUUGAUGUGAGGGUCCCUCUCAAGCCAAAAACCAGGACCUUUGCACAACUCCAGCGGGUCUCCGCCCUCUGGGGACCCCCCCCACCCCAGCAGUGGGAGGGGCUCACUGGGCCGGUCCUUACCUACACAGACGGUGCAAACACUCUGAACAGUGUUGUUUUUGUAUCAAUAUGUUUGUGCAGUGAUGAAUGUAUUUAUUUCUCAGACUCGGGGUGAGCAAGCGGCAGGCUGGGCUCCGCCACCGCACGCUCCCACCAGACCGAGCCCACCGCGAGGGCUCCUCCAGGAUUGCAAAAAAGGUAAAGAAGCAAAGAUGAACCUUUAAGCAAAUACGAAUCUCAGAGACUCACGGCAUAGCCAUAACUGCAGCCUGUGAGACCCACACCCUGGACCCAGACAGAGCCGCAGCCGUGUGUGUUACCCCUCCAUUGCCACUUGGGGGCACUGGGCUAACCCUGCCCCCACCCCAUCCCAACCCGUCAGUAUUCACUGGACCCGCGUGUGCAGGAGUGCGAUCGGGCGGGCCGGCUGGGUGGGCAGACCCCGGCCACCCUCCCCUUGGCUGUCCUGAGUUGGGGUGAGGCCUGGGCAGCCAGGAGGGCAGGGCUCAGGGCUGAGGCGGCUUCAUCCAUCCCAUCCCCUUGCCUGGGGGACGAAAGCAGAGGCGCCAGGGGGGUCUCAGCCCUGCUGUGCCAUGCACAGGGACCAAGGCCUCGCUCUUCCAGAGUCGGGUUGGGCGUUACUGAACCUGUGAGACCGAUGCCAGGAGUGAGGGGCGGAGCGGUGCCUCAGUCUGACAUUCCAAAUCAGGGUGGGUGUUCAUUGUGGGAAUCGAAUGGAGGCUGCCCAGGACCCCCUUCCCAGGACCGCCAGCUUGUCGCCCCACUUGAAUUUUCUACCGGGAACCCCUCCCCCUACCUCACCUUGCUAUUUAUUGCUGUAUUUAUUGACCUCAAAUAUGCUGCAGAACAGACCUCACAUGGGGCAGGGAGAGUCCCCAGGCCCCCCCCCCCACUUGGGGGGCGGUGGGGCCAGGUGCUGAGGGGAGCCUCUCUGUCCCCACCCAUCACUUGCUCCCCCUCCCCUGUUGGGGGACCCCAGGUUGGGCACUGGCCCGUUCACAAAUACCUCGAGGGGGAGGGGAGGGAUGGGGUUAUAGCUGUUUUGUUUAAUGGGAACUGGAAGAGGGACCACGUCCUAAUACGCACCCUUCCCAGGAACAGGAAGGGGACCAUGAUCGCACUCCUGUACCGGCCACCGCCGCUGUCGUCACAUCUUCACUUCCCUUGAGAGUUUGGAUAAAUUCAGGUUGGGGCUGCAGGUAUGCGGCCCUCAAGUGUCAUAGUAAAGCAGUUCACCCAUCUCUCCAUUCAGAAGCGUGCAGUCUUAAUGUACAGUGAUGAGAAACUGUUAUUUUAUGAUCUUUUCAUUAAAAGCUUGAUUGAAAA